This is a messenger RNA of Pogoniulus pusillus (Red-fronted tinkerbird), 5625 nucleotides long. RefSeq names its product MAPK activated protein kinase 5 (gene MAPKAPK5). The transcript has 14 exons. Gene Ontology annotation, molecular function: calcium/calmodulin-dependent protein kinase activity; mitogen-activated protein kinase binding; calcium-dependent protein serine/threonine kinase activity. Gene Ontology annotation, biological process: negative regulation of TOR signaling; peptidyl-serine phosphorylation; Ras protein signal transduction. The coding region runs from base 545 to 1966 and encodes 473 amino acids. Gene Ontology annotation, cellular component: cytoplasm; nucleus. NCBI's taxonomy places the organism in Eukaryota, Metazoa, Chordata, Aves, Piciformes, Lybiidae. The record is from RefSeq and is a predicted model, not a curated record.
GUGGCCGCCUGUAAACCGCGCCACUGCAGUGGAGGGCGCUCCUAAAAUUCCCCGGUGGGAGCAGGGAGGAGGUGGGGGGCGCGGGCCGGUCUUCUGCACAGGACGCGGCGAGGGUGGUGGCGCCGCGGAGGGACGCGCCGCCCGGCGGGUGUGCCCGGCUCAGGGUGCCGGCAAUGUCUGGCUCCCGGGCGGCGCGGGCGGCGGCGGCGCCUCGGCGGCGGCGGCUCCCGAGUUGAGCGGCGGUUCUGGGCCCGCCCGCGCCCUCCCCGCUGUCCUCCCCCGCCUCUGUGUGGGGUCUCGGCCCCCACCCCUGCCCGCCCGGCCGGGGAUGAGGCGGUGCGGAGGUGGCACAAAGGCUCCUCCGGGGCUGCCCAUUGCCUAGCGCGGCCCAGUGCCUCCGGUCGGCCCCGCCGCUGCUCCUUGGUCCCCUCACCACCUGCCUCCCUCUUUUCUUCCUCUUCGGCCCUUUGCCCCCGCUGUCCCUCGUUGGGCACGGGCCGGCUGCCCUUGCCCCUCCCGUAGCCGCCCGUAGCCCCGCAGGAGGAUGUCGGAGGAUCACGAGAUGGACAAGAUGAUCAAGGAAACCUCCAUUUUAGAGGAGUACAACAUUAACUGGACUCAGAAGCUGGGAGCUGGGAUCAGUGGGCCUGUUAGAGUCUGCGUGAAAAAAUCCUCUCAAGAACGUUUUGCACUGAAAAUUCUUCUUGAUCGUCCAAAAGCUAGAAAUGAGGUACGUCUGCACAUGAUGUGUGCAACACAUCCCAAUAUUGUUCAGAUUAUUGAAGUUUAUGCUAACAGUGUGCAGUUCCCACAUGAAUCCAGCCCAAGGGCUCGGCUCCUAAUUGUAAUGGAGAUGAUGGAAGGGGGAGAGCUAUUUCACAGAAUCAGCCAGCACCGGCACUUUACUGAGAAGCAAGCAAGCCAAGUAACAAAGCAGAUAGCUUUGGCUUUGCAGCAUUGCCACUCACUAAACAUUGCACAUAGAGACCUCAAGCCUGAGAAUCUCCUCUUCAAGGAUAACUCUCUGGAUGCACCUGUUAAGUUGUGUGACUUUGGAUUUGCCAAAGUAGACCAAGGUGACUUGAUGACACCACAGUUCACUCCAUAUUACGUAGCACCUCAGGUAUUGGAGGCACAAAGAAGGCAUCAGAAAGAAAAGUCUGGUAUUAUCCCCACCUCUCCAACACCUUACACUUACAACAAGAGCUGUGACUUGUGGUCCCUGGGUGUCAUUAUUUACGUGAUGCUGUGUGGAUACCCUCCGUUUUACUCCAAACACCACAGUCGGACAAUCCCAAAGGACAUGCGGAAAAAGAUCAUGACAGGAAGUUUUGAAUUUCCCGAGGAGGAGUGGAGCCAGAUCUCAGAAAUGGCGAAAGACAUUGUGCGAAAGCUGCUGAAGGUCAAACCCGAGGAGCGGCUGACCAUUGAAGGUGUGCUGGACCAUCCCUGGCUCAACUCUACCGAGGCACUUGAUAACAUCCUGCCCUCUGCCCAGCUGAUGAUGGACAAGGCAAUGGUUGCGGGGAUACAACAGGCUCAUGCAGAGCAGCUCGCCAACAUGAGAAUCCAGGACCUCAAAGUCAGCCUCAAACCUCUCCACUCUGUCAACAACCCAAUCCUGCGCAAAAGGAAACUGCUGGGCACUAAGCCAAAGGAUGGUGUUUAUAUCCAUGACCCUGAGAAUGGAAGUAAUGAUUCCAACGUGGCUCUGGAAAAGCUCAGAGAUGUGAUUGCUCAGUGCAUUCUACCACAGGCUGGUAAAGGAGAGAAUGAAGAUGAGAAGCUAAAUGAAGUGAUGCAGGAGGCCUGGAAGUAUAACCGAGAGUGUAAGCUGCUGCGAGACACUCUCCAGAGCUUCAGCUGGAAUGGCAGAGGAUUCACAGAUAAAGUGGACCGGCUAAAACUGGCAGAAAUAGUAAAACAAGUUAUCGAAGAGCAGACAAACUCCCACGACUCUCAAUAGCUGGAGCUUCUUAAUCUUAUUUUUUUUACCAUUUCAGAUUUAUUCUUUAACUGUAAAAAGUAUUUUUAUGUAAAUUAAUAAAUCAUAAUUAUUUCAUUAAAUUUCCAUACUGCUUGAAAAUGCUGUAUAGUUGUAGAUACAGAAGAAGAAACAAAACAAAAACCAAAUCAUUGGUACUGUAAUAUUUUUUUAAAGCUCAGUUCCUUGAGGUAUAGGUGAUCACUUAUGUACUGUUAACCAUGAGCCCCUCCCCCCAAGAUGGGGCAAAUUCUGUUGUUAAAAGACCAUUUAUUUCCUUAAUAACCAGUUGCAGAAGCUGCCUUCCAUCUGCUAUACGUACAGCCGGCCGCGGUGAUUGACUGUGUGUGCGAACCAACAACCACAGUUUCUCAGCACCCUGCUCAGUAAGUACUUGAAGCAAGUGCUGUGGAGCUCAAACUUCAUAGCUACCCUUUUGGUCCUCAAUUCUGACUCUUUAUGUAGAGGCAAUUCAAUAACCUUCUCUUUUGUUAGAUGACCUGGGAGCCACGCUCGGCCUUGCCAAGGGCACCUCAGUCCAUGUGCUUGCUGUGUUCUUCAGUUCUGAGCAGUAGCCCUCUUGUUUAAUUCUUCCCCAUCUUCCUUAAGCCCUUUUUGAGGCCUGGCCCUCCUUUUUUCUUCUUCCCCAUCUUCCAUGGACUUUCUUUAAGGCCUAUCCUUUUUUUCUCUUCUUCCCCAUCUUCCUUGGAUCCUUUCUCAGGCCUAUCCCUCUUUUUUUCUUCUUCCCCUUCUUCCUUGAACAUUCUUUAAGACCUAAGCCUCUUAUUUUCCCCUUCCCUAUCUCCCUUAGACCUUCUUUAAGGCCUAACCCUCUCUCUUUCUUCUUCCCUGUCAUCCUCAGACCUUUUUUUAAGGCUGAACUGACUAUUCAGCAGAAGACUCCUCUUUUUGGCAUAUACUUUCCCAGCAGAAGAGAAGAAUAUUCUACUUACUUCUGUACAAGUUAUCCUUAUUUUCACGGUGGAGUCUUCUCCAAAGCUCAUUUGCUUGUUCCCCAGGUCAGAAGUUGUGUGGUCCCCCUGAGUGCUCCAUUCUUUCCUGUCUAGAAGAUCCAACACUUGGUUUCAGACUUGUCUUGUUUGAAAGAGAUCAUCCUGGCAAGGGUCAUAGUGCUGCUGUGUGAAUCCACUGGUGAUCCUUCUCUUGUGUCAUCCUCUGGAGUCCAAGCUCCCCAUCUCUUUGAUGCCUUCGAGCUCCUCAUGAGGGAGCAACAGCUGCAGGGCUGCUCCUUGACACAUGUCCUUAGGCUGCCUGGGGACCAUGAGGCUGCCCAGGGCAGAUUCUUACACUAGUCUGGAAACAUUGGCUCCAAAAGCUGCUUUUUUAAUCCUAAUGAACCAAACAACUGAGAAGAACCUGUACAUAGUUCUAGUUUUCUACCUUCUGAUGCUUUUUCUUUCUUUUUGAGACCGGUCGAAGGCUUUUUAUAGAGAUAUUUUGGUACUAAACCUGUGCAGAUGUCAACUUGAGUUUGGUCUGCAGACUGAAGUGCCAAUUCAGGGCUACUAAGUAAUGACUCUUGAACAUUGUUGUUGUAUGUCAUAGCUCAUUCAUUUGGGGUUUCUGUUUACAAACCUGAGCCAUGAAUCUCCCCGGUAACUCUUGUGGCAGUCCAGCCUUGUUCUUUUCUCCUUUUUUGUCUCUUUUUUUGAUACCAGGCUUCCUUGCAACCUUUAGCUUGGUUGGCAACCCAGUGUCUGACUCUUUCUAUGAAACUUUGUAAACAGUGACUUGAGUUUUUCUACAGGAAGGAGAGACUUCAUUUCCCAUUCUUUGUCAGCACCUCGUCCCCACGCUUUCCAUCCCCUUCAGCGUUUUCUGAGGCCUGAUUUCUUGCAGAGUAAGAACCACAGUCCCUGCUUGACCAGCACUGAUGGAAACAGGCAGGUUUUGGCUAAGCCAGAGUUAUACCUCUGACACUACAUGGAACAUUUGUGCACUGACAGCUACAACUGUAGGGAAGAUGCAAGAGGAUUUUUGUUUCUUGGGUAGUACCAGCAAGUUUGCAAGCCCUAAAACAGGCAUUUCUAUCCUUGCCCUAAAUUCUAGGUCCUGUCAACAUCCAUGUAACCUUUAAAGGCAAUAGAUAAUUCUCUUUUUUAACUUGAAAUCUAAAGGUUUUUCUUCUGGAAAAAACUUGAUUCUAUUGGAACUUUUAAAUAUGGCAAAUAAGGAAACCAUCUUCAUUUGAGUGGGAGGGCAAAAACCUCCCUACAAAAGCACUUUGUAACUCUGCCCUCCAAGGAAGAAAAUAUUCAGGCAGUUUGUUGGGAGCCAGAACUUGUUAGCAGGAAGAGGGAUCAGAUUGUAGCUACUCUUCUGGUCAGUGCUUGGUGCAGUGAGCAGUGACCCUGGCCAUGCCACAGCCUGCUACAACCUGAUACACCUCGUGAGCGUAACACACUGAGACCUGUUUUGUCUCUGUCAGGUUCUCUAGUUUGAAGCUGGCCACAGCAAGGCUUCUCAACUGGUGUGUAAUGCUGUGUAGGGAAUGGCUUCACCCUGUUUCUGCACUGUUUGGUGUAAUGGGAAGCACCUUGGAGUGUGAGAGCAGCUGCUGCUAAACAGCAUCAGCUCAGACAGGAGCAGAGAAGGUGGGAUCUGACCAUGCAUUUGAGGCUCUUUCCCUUCAUGGUCCCUUGACUUGCCCAAGCUGCUGCUGCCAGUGAGGUGGGUGCCUUUAUGACUGACCUCAAGGUGUUUUGGUGUCUGGAGAGAAGUCAGAUUUUUAAGGGCUUUUGUGCUAUAAGGAACAGCUUUUUGAUGGAAUUUUUUUCUCCAGAUUUUGUCACUCUGAUCCAAAACAGAGCUUGGGAGGGACAGAUUAACAAAACACAAUUUGAAGAUUCAAGGUCAAAUGGUUUUAUUUCUAUGAGAAAGUUGAUUUGUUGGGUUUUGGGGUGGGUUGGUUUGUUUGGUGUUGUUUUUUCACUUGUUACAAAGUUGUGUUUUAGACUUCAAAAUGACCUACACUUGAAUAGAUUCAUUUCCACAUUUUAAGGUAAUAUUUUACUUUCUCCUUUUGUUUCUAAUUUUACUUCUCAGUUGACACAAGAUAACCUUACCUUUGGUUAGAUAAAGUUUUACUUGGUCUAGUUAAUCUACUGAUCCUUUCUAGCAGACUGUGAAUAUUGUAAAUAUCUGGAGCUGGAAGGGUUGUGUGGGAUCAAAGGAAGAUGUUCUCUGUACAAACACUAAGAGGAUGUGGGAAAGCUCUGUAGGAUGUUGGAGUUUGGGGGUGGGUUUUUGGGGGGAAUUUUAUUUAAGAAAAAGAUUUCUAAAAUCAUUUGACCUCUUCAAAGAUUUAUGUAUAUCUGACUUCUCCUGUGAUUUGAUUAUUUUAAGAGUUUUAUAUAUAUAUAAAAGCUAGAAGAACUUGACUAGGCAAAAGAGGUUUUGAUUGGAAAUAGCAACGUGUCAAAGUUUUGCUGUCAUUACUUCAGGUUUUUCUUUUGGAGAUCUGAGUCUGUCCUCAUGCCAUGUUUAACUUCUGUGUAUGACAAUGUCUUCAUCUUUCUCCUUUUCAGUGUUACCUGUACAAUGUAAGUUCGGUUUGGAUCAGUAUUAUGUUGUAAAUACUAUGCCUUGGUGUAUAUAAAUGAUUUUACUAAACUUAAAAA